UCGCCGCUCCUUGUCUUAACCAUUCACUUCUCUCUCCCAUUUCAAUCUUCUCUCCCCCUUUUCUUCCCCUAUUUCCAUGUCCGAGUCAUUAUCGCAGAUUAAACGCAGAUGCUAUCCUAGUAUGAAAACAUGGUUGCUUUUCUGCUGUAGAUACUAAGCAACAAUGUCGAACUUUACACCGAAAAACAUCCUCAUCACUGGGGCUGCCGGAUUCAUCGCUUCACAUGUCGCAAACAGGCUUAUACGAAACUAUCCCGAAUACAAGAUUGUCGUGCUCGACAAGCUUGAUUACUGCUCCAAUCUCAAGAACCUCCUUCCUUCCAAAUCCUCUCCCAACUUCAAGUUUGUCAAGGGAGACAUCGGUAGCGCUGACCUUGUCAAUUACCUUCUCGUCGCUGAGAACAUUGACACUAUAAUGCAUUUCGCUGCCCAAACCCAUGUUGACAAUUCCUUUGGUAACAGUUUCGAGUUCACCAAGAAUAACAUUUAUGGCACUCAUGUGCUCUUGGAGGCGUGCAAGGUAACCGGACAGAUUAGAAGGUUUAUCCAUGUUAGCACGGAUGAGGUCUAUGGAGAGACUGAGGAGGAUGCUAUUGUUGGGAACCACGAGGCCUCGCAGCUCCUUCCGACCAACCCUUACUCAGCAACAAAGGCUGGGGCUGAGAUGCUCGUUAUGGCAUAUGGUAGAUCUUAUGGAUUGCCUGUUAUUACCACGAGAGGUAAUAAUGUUUAUGGCCCCAAUCAGUUUCCGGAAAAGUUAAUUCCUAAGUUCAUUCUCUUGGCCAUGAGAGGGAAAACACUUCCCAUCCAUGGUGAUGGAUCCAACGUUCGAAGUUACCUCUAUUGUGAGGAUGUUGCCGAAGCCUUUGAGGUUGUUCUCCACAAGGGAGAAGUUGGUCAUGUUUACAACAUUGGGACGAAGAGGGAGAGGAGGGUGAUCGAUGUAGCCAGCGACAUGUGCAAGCUGUUCAAGAUGGACCCCGACAAGGUCAUUGAGUUCGUGGAUAACAGGCCUUUUAAUGAUCAACGGUACUUCCUAGACGACCAGAAGCUGAAGGAGUUAGGUUGGUCAGAGAGGACCCCAUGGGAGGAGGGUUUGAAGAAGACAAUUGAGUGGUACACCAGCAAUCCUGAUUGGUGGGGUGAUGUAUCCGGUGCACUGCUUCCUCAUCCUAGAAUGCUGAUGAUGCCUGGUGGAAUCGAGAGGCAUUUUGACGGAGCUGAGCAGUACGAGUCUGGGAAGUCCGAAUUCACUGCUAACUCUACUCAGAAGAUGGUGUUGCCGCCUUCCAAGACUGGCCAAUCAAUGGAGAAACCGGCCUUCCGGUUCUUGAUAUAUGGCAGGACGGGGUGGAUUGGUGGUUUGCUCGGAAAAUUGUGUGAGAAACAGGAGAUAGCGUAUGAGUAUGGAAAGGGGCGUCUUGAGAAUCGCCACCAGGUUUUGGCCGACAUUAAUGCUGUGAAGCCUACACAUGUUCUGAAUGCAGCUGGUUUAACUGGUAGACCCAACGUCGAUUGGUGUGAAAGCCAUAAGACUGAGACUAUUCGUGUCAAUGUUGCUGGCACGCUGACCUUGGCCGAUGUAUGCAGAGAGAACGGACUCCUGAUGCUGAAUUUUGCCACUGGCUGCAUCUUUGAAUACGAUGCUGCGCACCCUGAGGGUUCUGGCAUUGGAUACAAGGAGGAAGACACACCCAAUUUCAUCGGAUCUUUCUAUUCCAAGACGAAGGCGAUGGUGGAAUCGCUCUUGAAAGAAUACGACAACGUCUGCACGCUGAGAGUCCGGAUGCCGAUAUCUUCAGACCUGAGCAACCCGCGCAAUUUCGUUACCAAGAUCUCGAAGUACAACAAGGUGGUUAACAUCCCUAACAGCAUGACAAUCUUGGAUGAGCUUCUUCCAAUUGCAAUUGAGAUGGCAAAACGAAACCUCAGAGGCAUCUGGAACUUCACCAACCCGGGUGUCGUCAGCCACAACGAGGUGCUGGAGAUGUACAAGCAAUAUAUUGACCCGGAUUUCAAGUACGCCAAUUUCACCCUCGAGGAACAAGCAAAGGUCAUUGUUGCUGCCAGAAGCAACAACGAGAUGGACGCGUCUAAACUGAAGAAAGAGUUCCCCGAGUUGCUCUCGAUCAAGGAGUCGUUGAUCAAGUACGUGUUUGAACCAAACAGGAAGACCCCACCCAAGUGAAGUGUCGUUAUCUAUGUGAGCUGCCUGCAUUUUGGUCUAGAUUAUCUUUGAUCAAUUUCUCUGUAUGUUAGCGUUAGUUUGAUGUUUAGAAAUAUGCCCUUCAUUUUGCAUUUGUGGAUCAGCUGAUUAGAUUUAUAUACAUAAGAAUAUAUGCUUGUAUUGUUCAUUUGUUGGUCCAUCACUCUUGCUAGAUGAGGCUAUUAUAUUGAUUUCAUGUUUCCAA
Molecule: messenger RNA, 2411 nt
Organism: Salvia hispanica
Lineage: Eukaryota; Viridiplantae; Streptophyta; Magnoliopsida; Lamiales; Lamiaceae
Product: trifunctional UDP-glucose 4,6-dehydratase/UDP-4-keto-6-deoxy-D-glucose 3,5-epimerase/UDP-4-keto-L-rhamnose-reductase RHM1-like
Biological process (GO): nucleotide-sugar metabolic process
Molecular function (GO): dTDP-glucose 4,6-dehydratase activity
Source: RefSeq, a predicted model, not a curated record